This is a messenger RNA of Drosophila serrata, 3071 nucleotides long. Its product is annotated as ran-binding proteins 9/10 homolog. The record is from RefSeq and is a predicted model, not a curated record. Gene Ontology annotation, molecular function: protein binding. Lineage: Eukaryota; Metazoa; Arthropoda; Insecta; Diptera; Drosophilidae.
ACAAUCGAUAGUGCCAUCGAAGUUCUCACAGCUCUAGUACAGAUUUAGUACAUAAAAUCAAAAUUCGUAGUUUUUAACCAGAAGCAAUUGCUCGAAGCACUUUUGCCUCCUGUUUGCAACAACAACAAUAAACAGAACAGAAAAGCAGAAGAACCGUAACAGCCAUGGAGCACAUCGAUGAGCCACCGCCGCUCUCCGAGGAGAGCAACAGUAACAACAGCAGCGCCAGCAGCAGCUCUCACCAUCUGUCUCAGUCGGGAGCCGUGGGAGCAGCGCCCUCUUCAUCCGAGUCUCAGCCCCAGUCGCACUCUCAUUCGCAUUCGCCCACUCCCCCGGCCGCCGUCCCCCUUCCCCUGGAUAUCCCAUUGAAUGAGCAUUCACCGCAUGAUCACUCACACUCACCCACUCCUCCUGAUCUCCGCCAGACCGCACCGGCACCACCACAGCAACAGCCAUCCACGACUCCUCCAUCGACGGCACCACAGCGGGAGCGAGAGCAGCAUUCGGAGGAGGAGCAGCCACCGCCUGUGUUGGAGGAUCAGCAGCAGCAUCCGGCCCUACAGUUGCAGGAUCAACAGGUGCAGCAGGAGUUGCCGGAUCAACCCUUCCAGGAUCACGAGCAGCAACAACAACAGCACCUGCACCAGCAGCAGUUACCGGCAGAGGAGCAGGAUCGUCAAGGGCAGGAGCCGUACCCAGAUCAGCCGCAGCCGGCUCAAGACGCUUCUCUGAAUGAGGAUCAAUCGGCGAGGGAAGCUCAACUACUUCAGGUCCAACCGGAUCCCAUAGCCGAAGCAGAAGCCGAACCUCUCCUCCUCGAAGACGUGGACGAGCAGGAGGACUCAGAGUCUCAGGAGCUGCCAGGACCGCCGCCGCCGCCGCCUGUCGGGAUCAUUGACGAGAACUUAGAGGUCAACGCCGUGGAGCGCAUCGACGACUCCGACGAGGAGGAAGACGAGGUCGUGGAGGACGAAGACGACGCUGAGGUUGUAAUCGAAAGCGUCCAGAUAGUGGGCAGGGAGUUUGCCUCCCCCUCCGCCUAUAUUCGGGCCCUGCGCCUGCACUCACGUCACUCGUCGAGAGUUGCACCACUGCCCCAGCUGGUCCGGGCGCCACGAACCGCCAGCAACGAUACCAACAACAACACCAACAACAACAAUAACAGUAGUAACAACAGCAGUGGCAAUUCGCGACGCACUCGCCACUUUUACAGCAACAACGGCAGUCACUUCAGCAACGACAUGUUUCCCAGCCACGCCCCCCGGACCAGUGCCCAGGGCUCGCCCCGGGUGGGCAGCGGAGGACGUCGCAGCCAGCACUCGGCCCGCACUGCCGCCUCCAAUUCGCCGCAACACCAGGGCGUUGAUCCCUUGAGACUGCUGUAUCCCAAUGUCAACGAGAGCGAGACUCCGCUGCCGCGGUGCUGGAGUCCGCACGACAAGUGCUUGUCCAUCGGACUGUCGCAGAAUAACCUGAGGGUUACAUACAAGGGGGUAGGGAAGCAGCACAGCGAUGCUGCCUCCGUGCGCACCGCCUACCCGAUCCCGUCCUCCUGCGGACUGUACUACUUCGAGGUGCGGAUUAUCUCCAAGGGACGGAACGGUUACAUGGGCAUCGGCCUGACCGCCCAGCAGUUCCGAAUGAACCGCUUGCCAGGUUGGGACAAGCAAUCGUAUGGCUAUCACGGCGACGACGGCAACUCAUUCAGCUCCUCCGGGAACGGACAGACAUACGGGCCCACCUUCACUACCGGCGACGUUAUCGGCUGCUGCGUCAAUUUUGUGAACAACACAUGCUUCUACACGAAGAACGGCGUGGAUCUGGGCAUCGCAUUUCGGGACUUGCCGACCAAGCUUUAUCCAACUGUGGGCCUGCAGACGCCCGGCGAGGAGGUGGACGCCAAUUUUGGCCAGGAGCCCUUCAAGUUCGACAAGAUUGUGGAAAUGAUGAAGGAGAUGCGCUCGAGUGUACUGCGCAAGAUUGACAGGUACCCGCACCUGCUGGAAACCCCGGAGAACCUAAUGAAUCGAUUGGUCUCCACCUAUCUGGUGCACAAUGGCUACAGCAAGACCGCCGAGGCCUUUAAUGGCUACACAAACCAGCCCUUCGACGAGGAUCUCUCCUCCAUUAAGACGCGUCAAAAGAUCAUCAAGCUAAUACUAACAGGGAAAAUGAGCCAGGCCAUUGAGCACACCCUGCGGUCCUAUCCCGGGCUUUUGGAGAACAAUAAGAACCUCUGGUUCGCCUUGAAGUGCCGCCAAUUCAUCGAGAUGAUCAACGGAGCCGACGUUGAGAAUGCCAAUAACAAAGUCACCGCCACCACACAGACCAUGCCAACGAAUCAGACGUCUGUGAUACAGUCCACCAAGGCGUUCAAGCACAGCAAGAGCGGAAAUGGCAAUGGUAACGGAAACAUUAAUCAGUCAUCACAACAGCAACCGAACAACACUGCGACUCCAGCUGUGAUAAAGCCACAAGUGGGCGACAAGGCAGAUACGAAAAGCAUGCUGGUUGACGACAACUCCAACAAGUGCUUGGAGCAUGACAGCAACAGCAUGGACGUCGAAAUGGAACCCUGCCAGAGUCAUUCGAACGGCGGCGGCGACUCCAACUCCUGCUCCAAUGGCAAUGCCAGCGCCGUUCGCAACUCUCUAGAUGCCAUCGACGAGGAAAUGGACGUAGACGUUUCACCCUCGUCGCGCAGCGGUGGCCGUGUGAUCGAGAAGAUUCUGGAGUUUGGAAAGGAACUGUCCAGCAUGGGCCAGCAGCUUGAGAAGGAGAACCUCAUGACGGAGGAAGAGCGUCAAAUGUUGGAGGAUGCAUUUAGCUUGAUUGCCUACUCAAAUCCGUGGUCCAGUCCCUUGGGCUGGCUGCUGUGUCCCUCGCGUCGGUGGAACAUCUCCACCACUCUCAACUCGGCCAUAUUGGAGUCACUUAACUUCGAGCGCCGUCCACCGCUGGAGUAUCUGGUGGCUCACGCCUCUGAGCUAAUCAAGAUCAUCGGACAGCACUCGCUGGGCGAGGAUGCUUUCAUUACCAUCGACGACGUGUUCCCGCAAAAUUGACCCAGU